AUGGAAGUAGAAAUUAUUUCCAAAGAGAAAAUUAAACCAUCGUGCCCAACACCCUCUCACCUGAGAAUUUUUAAGCUUUCACUUCUGGACCAGCUCAUACCAGCUCCCUAUGCUCCCGUAAUCCUCUUUUAUCAUCCUCCUAUAAAUGAAAAUGACGAUGAUAAUAUUCAUAGCAGGUUACAUUUGCUAAAGACCUCUUUGGCAGAAACCUUAACUGGGUUUUACCCACUUGCUGGGGAGAUCAAAGAUGACCUGUCCAUUGACUGCAACGACCAAGGAGCUCAUUAUGUGGAAGCCCGAGUUAACUACUCUAGUCUUGAUGAAUUUCUCAGCCGACCUGACCUUUUGCUACUACUACAUCGCUUCCUCCCUUGUGAUGUAACAAAUGCAGGUGCAAGUGUAACCAACAUUCAAGUCAAUGUGUUCAAAUGUGGCGGCAUCGCCAUCGGCCUAUGCAUCUCACACAAGAUCCUUGAUGGUGCUGCUUUGUGCACCUUUCUCAAAUCCUGGACUGCCAUUGCUCAUUCAGAUUCAGAUGAUCAUCAAACAGAAGACGCAACAACAUAUACAAGCGUAGCUUCUUCAAUAAUAGGAGGGCCCAAUUUAUUUGCUGCAACUCGUCUGUUCCCCACCAACGAUGAUUUAUGGCUUAGAGAUUCAUCAAUUCCGAUGUGGGGUUCCUUGUUCAUAAAGGACGGCAAGUCCUCAUGCGUCACAAAAAGAUUUGUAUUUGAUGCCUCAGCUAUAGCCAACCUCAAGGACAUGGCCAAUAGUUCAUCAUCAUGUGUGCAAGUACUGAAACGUGGACCCACGCGUGUUGAAGUGGUUUCAGCUUUCAUAUGGCAAUGCGCCAUGGCUGCCUCUAAACAAAAAUAUGGUUUCGAAAGGCCUUCAGUGCUGACUCACACGGUGAACUUGCGCUCAAGGAUAUUCUUAGAUGAUGCUUAUGAGGCUGCAGCAGCAUCAGAUACUGCUGCUGCUGCAGAUUUAAGUUUGGAGAAUUCUAUUGGAAACCUCCUUUGGAUUGCGGCUGCCCGAUGUCCGAUGCUAAUGCUAGAUGAGGAGGAGGAGGUGGCUAAUAAUAAUAACAAUAAUAAUAGCUCCGCUUCCGGAUCAAGAAUAUUGCAUGGGUUGGUGAGUGAGUUGAGAAAUGCGUUGUCCAAAGUUGAUGGUGGUUUUGUUAAGAAAAUGCGAUCAGGCGAGGAGGGGAAGACUCUCAUGUUGGAGUGUCUGAAGGAAAUAACUAAAACAAAAGAAGAAGAAGAAGAAGAAGAAGAAAAAGAAUACUAUGGGUUCAGUAGUUGGUGUAAGUUUGGGUUGUACGAAGCUGGUGAUUUUGGGUGGGGAAAGCCAAUCUGGAUCAGCAGCAUUGCUUCCACUGGUAAUUCCGUCUUCAUGAAUCUCAUCAUUUUGGUGGACACCAAGUUGGGUGAUGGAAUAGAAGCAUGGGUCACGUUGGACCAACAUCACAUGGCUCUUCUCCAAUCCAAUCCCCUUCUCCAAAAAUUCGUUUCAUUCGACCCCACUCCUUUACUACUCCUUUGAUAUCAUAUUAUUGUACUAUAUAUCAUUAAUCUUUAUUUUAUGCAAACAAACA
Molecule: messenger RNA, 1597 nt
Organism: Prunus avium (sweet cherry)
Lineage: Eukaryota; Viridiplantae; Streptophyta; Magnoliopsida; Rosales; Rosaceae
Source: RefSeq, a predicted model, not a curated record